AAGAUGUUCAUCGGCGGCUUGAAUUGGGAGACGACCGAGCAGUCAUUGAAGGACUACUUCACUCAAUUUGGCGAGGUCAGUGAAUGCACUGUUAUGCGAGAUAGCGCGACAGGACGGUCUCGAGGCUUCGGGUUCUUGACAUUCAAAGACCCCAAAUGUGUCAACACCGUCAUGGUCAAGGAGCAUUACCUGGAUGGCAAGAUUAUUGACCCUAAGCGGGCUAUUCCCCGUGAAGAGCAGGAGCGUACUAGCAAGAUCUUCGUGGGUGGAGUUAGUCAAGAAGCGACAGAAGAGGAUUUCAAGAAUUUCUUCAAACAAUUCGGCCGUGUUGUAGAUGCUACUCUCAUGAUGGACAAAGAUACCGGCAGACCGCGUGGCUUCGGCUUCGUUACCUUCGACGGUGACGCUGCUGUCGACGCGUGUCUCCAGGGUCCUCUCCAGAUCCUCGGCAAGCCAAUCGAAGUUAAGCGCGCUCAGCCCCGA
This is a messenger RNA of Paraphaeosphaeria sporulosa, 483 nucleotides long. RefSeq lists its product as uncharacterized. The transcript is spliced from 3 exons. The annotation marks the transcript as partial. Gene Ontology annotation, molecular function: RNA binding. NCBI's taxonomy places the organism in Eukaryota, Fungi, Ascomycota, Dothideomycetes, Pleosporales, Didymosphaeriaceae. The record is from RefSeq and is a predicted model, not a curated record.